UCUCACGCGCAGCUGUUCAUGACGUGUGUAAUAUUUGUAAAAAUAUAGAAAAGUGUAAACUGUUAUAAUUGCAGUUGCACUCAACAUAAAUGUGGCUAAAAAUGCUUCAUAGAAAUCAUAAGAUUCUACUGUUGCUAUUACUGGCAGUAGUUGCCAUAUUGAGAGUGACAGCGUCGGACAAUGACAAGGAAAAUGCGAAUGCAAAUGUGUCCACAUCUGUUGUUGCUGUUGCAAGUCAAACUGGAGUGAAUGUUACAACGAAAGACCUUGCAAGUGGCAAUGUGGUGAAUGGAACUGUAGCGCCGCCUUCAAAUAGCAGCUCCACCUCAACAAAAAACUCUACCGUAUCGCCAUCUACAGAACCGUCAUUGAUUGAUUCGCACGCCGUAGAGCAGGAGCACAAUUCGUCACUGUCGCUCUUUUUUGUUAUAUGUGUCAUAAUGCUGGGCAUUCUACUCAUACAUUGUAUGCUACAAACUGGAUUCCAAUACCUACCAGAGUCCAUUGUUGUGGUUUUUCUGGGCGCAUUCAUUGGUCUCUCGCUUAAUGUGAUGUCUGGCGACAACGGCAGCUGGAAACGCGAAGAGGAAGUGUUCUCACCAAUGGGUUUCUUUCUUGUGCUAUUGCCGCCCAUCAUUUUCGAAUCUGGCUAUAAUUUGCACAAGGGCAACUUUUUUCAAAACAUUGGCUCGAUUCUCGUCUUUGCCAUAUUUGGAACAACUAUUUCUGCACUGAUAAUUGGAGCCGGCAUUUACCUAUUGGGCAUGGCUGAAGUGGCUUAUCGGCUAAACUUCUCCGAAUCUUUUGCAUUUGGCAGCUUAAUAUCCGCUGUUGAUCCUGUUGCCACAGUGGCAAUAUUUCAUGCACUUGACGUGGAUCCCAUAUUGAACAUGUUGGUUUUUGGCGAAAGCAUUCUUAACGAUGCCAUAUCAAUUGUCUUAACUGCAUCCAUAACAAUCAACGCCAAUGCUGAGGCUUCUACUGGCGAGGCAAUAUUGAGUGCUCUGAAAACAUUUUGUGGCAUGUUCUUUGCCUCUGCAGGCAUAGGCGUUGUAUUUGCUCUUAUCUCCGCCCUAUUGCUGAAGCAUAUCGAUCUGCGCAAGCAUCCGUCUCUAGAGUUUGCAUUUAUGUUAAUGUUCACCUAUGCUCCUUAUAUGUUAGCUGAGGGCAUACGCCUGAGUGGAAUCAUGGCUAUACUCUUUUGUGGCAUUGUCAUGUCGCACUAUACGCAUUUUAAUCUAUCGACUGUGACGCAGAUAACAAUGCAGCAAACAAUGCGCACCAUGGCUUUCAUAGCUGAAACUUGUGUAUUUGCCUAUCUUGGUCUGGCGAUAUUUUCAUUCAAGCAUCAGGUAGAGCUAUCAUUUGUCAUAUGGUCUAUAGUACUGUGCCUCAUAGCACGCGCCUGCAAUAUAUUUCCGCUGGCCUAUUUGGUGAACAAGUUUCGUGAGCACAAAAUCAAUAACAAAAUGCAAUUCAUCAUGUGGUUCUCUGGGCUACGUGGUGCCAUUUCCUAUGCAUUGUCACUGCACUUGCAUCUGGACAGUCAGGAAAAGCGACGUGUGAUUAUAACAACAACGCUUAUAAUUGUGUUAUUCACAACACUUGUCUUGGGCGGCUCCACAAUGCCUUUGCUAAAGUACCUUAAGCCAGGCAAGAAGCGUAGAACUCGCGGAGCAGGCAGCACAAACAGUAGCCAACGUAGCAGCAGUAGAAGUCGUAAGCGUAGUAAAUCGAUUUCAUUAUCAAAGACUCGCGAAUGGGGUCAGGCCAUCGACUCGGAGCACUUAUCAGAGCUUACCGAGGAAGAGGACGUUUCGUUUACCCAGGCACGUGAUCGCUUUGGACGCUUGGAUCGAAAGUACUUUAUACCCUUUUUCACACGCCGUUUUAAUAGUCAGGAACUGCAUGAAUGCAAGUCACAAAUGACAGAUUUGACAAAUAAAUGGUAUCAGGCGAUACGCAUUAGUCCACUCGAUUCGGAUGAGUCCGACGAGGAUAUUGGCUUAACAGCCACCACUAGUCAAGUCAACCUAACAAGAACACAAGCUUAAGCGUCAAGCUGCUUUGAUAUGAGGCCAAAAUGUCUAGUUAAAACCAUUUAAUAAUUGAAUUUGUUAUCUGCAGACACUUUUUAUAAGCAACAUAUAAAAUUUAUGAAUUUUCUCUAAGUAUUUGCAUUAGCUUUAUGUGUUAUAUAGAUGUAUGUACACGUGUAUACUUUACGCAGUAUUCAAAAUCUUGAAGGUCCUAAACUGGGUGAUUGAUAAACUUUACAAGAAAAUAUUGAUAAAUA
This is a messenger RNA of Drosophila busckii, 2296 nucleotides long. It is a transcript of the gene Nhe1, whose product is annotated as sodium/hydrogen exchanger 8. Bases 90 to 2054 code for a protein of 654 amino acids. The record is from RefSeq and is a predicted model, not a curated record. Lineage: Eukaryota; Metazoa; Arthropoda; Insecta; Diptera; Drosophilidae. Gene Ontology annotation, biological process: sodium ion transport; proton transmembrane transport; regulation of pH. Gene Ontology annotation, molecular function: sodium:proton antiporter activity. Gene Ontology annotation, cellular component: membrane; Golgi apparatus. The transcript is spliced from 2 exons.